CUCUCGGUAAUCAAGAUCUUCAAUUGAUUCUCUCUUUGUUUUUUUUUAAUUCGUCUUGUUCGUCUUGUUCGUAUCAAUUUCAUCCAAAAUCACAUUGAAAUCGAAGACUAUUCGCAUAAUCAACCGUCACAUCCUUUCAAUUUCACAAAUUCACCAGUCAAUCGAUUCAAUUUCAUCUCAAAUUGUUCAUUUCGCUUCACGUUUCUCAGAUCUUUCUUCUUCAAUCAUGUCUGAUACAAGUAGCGAAACAAUUAACACAUCAAUGACGAUCGAUUCGUCUAAUCCUCUUUACCUGCAUCCUUCUGAUCAUCCUGGCAUGAUAUUAGUUUCAAAAUCAUUCGAUGGAACUGGAUUUGGUGCUUGGAAGCGAGCUAUGACUAUCGCACUUUCAGCCAAAAACAAAUUAGGUUUUGUGACUGGUCAGUUUGUUCAGCCUAAUGUUUCUUCUCAAAUUCAUCUUUGGAAUCGUUGCAAUGAUAUGGUAAUAUCCUGGAUCUUGAACAGCUUGUCACGAGAAAUUGGUGCAAGUGUAUUGUAUGUUGAAUCUGCACAUCAGCUGUGGAUGGAAUUGAAUGAUCGUUACGGUCAAGUGAACGGCGCCAAAUUUUACCAGCUACAGAAGAAUUUGUGUGAAAUUGUUCAAGGCAAUUGCGAUGUUGCAACAUAUUUCACUAAACUCAAGACAAAUUGGGAUGAAUUGAAUGCCAUUAAUGUGAUUCCACCAUGUACCUGUGCUACGGCUCAUCUGAUUGCUAAACGAGAUGAAGAUCAGCGUCUGAUGCAGUUCUUAAUGGGGCUGAACUCAUGUUAUGACACAGUUAGAGGUAAUAUCCUAAUGAUGCAACCUUUACCUUCACUAAAUCAAGCGUAUUCACUUGUUAUUCAAGAUGAGAAGCAACGUGAAAUUCAUGCGGCUUCUAUGUUUCAUUCUGAAUCCGCCUCUAUGAAUGUUAGUUCUCAAAUUCAUAGUACUCAAUACAGCAGAUAUGAUAACAAGAAAUCUAUUAUUUGUUCAAAUUGCAAAAAAAAUGGGCAUCAUGCAAGUAAAUGCUAUAGGCUUAUUGGUUUUCCUAAAGAUUUCAAGUUUACAAAGUCUAGACGUGGUGCUGCUAAUAUGGUAGGGGAUGAGAAGGAUCUGUCUAAUCAAGAAUUUACAAAUCCUUUUCUUUCAAACGAUUUACAAGAAAAUGCACCUACUGGCCCUUCUAUCACUGUUCAGCAGUAUAAUGAACUCAUGCAAUUACUACAAAGAACUCAGUUGAACAAAGAAUCAAAUGCACAGCCUACUACCUCUCUUAGCUAUGCUAAUUUCGCAGGCCCCUUCAAUGAAGAAGCCACUGGCUCUGAUACCAUGUAAUUUGGAGAGGAUUGAAUCAAUUUUUUAUUGAAUGACCAAGUAAUACAAGCCCUAAUAUAUAUACUGUAUACAUCAUCAGCUCUCUCUAACAGAUUACCAGCUCACUAACCAACUUAUUAACAAACUAACUAAUUAAAUACAUGAGGGGUAAAAUGGUAAAAACACUAUAAAGCUAGUCAAAAUAGAAAUUGACU
Messenger RNA from Helianthus annuus (common sunflower), 1551 nucleotides. RefSeq lists its product as uncharacterized. The record is from RefSeq and is a predicted model, not a curated record. Gene Ontology annotation, molecular function: nucleic acid binding; zinc ion binding. The transcript has 2 exons. Lineage: Eukaryota; Viridiplantae; Streptophyta; Magnoliopsida; Asterales; Asteraceae. Bases 227 to 1357 code for a protein of 376 amino acids.